Messenger RNA from Oryza sativa Japonica Group (Japanese rice), 1977 nucleotides. RefSeq names its product solute carrier family 40 member 3, chloroplastic. The record is from RefSeq and is a predicted model, not a curated record. Gene Ontology annotation, biological process: iron ion transmembrane transport. NCBI's taxonomy places the organism in Eukaryota, Viridiplantae, Streptophyta, Magnoliopsida, Poales, Poaceae. Gene Ontology annotation, cellular component: membrane. Gene Ontology annotation, molecular function: iron ion transmembrane transporter activity.
UCCCUAUCCGUUCCAGCUCAUCAGCUCACUCCCGCCUCCAUGUCCAUGUCCAAGCUCCUCUCGCCGCCUCCCACCUCACCACCAGGACCAGCCCUCUCCCGGCUCCCGUGUCGCCGUGUAGCGCCGCCUCCCGUGCUGCCCUUCCCCUUUCCUCUCCGCCGCUUGACGUCGCGCCGCGUCUUCGCCACCAGCUGCUCCUCCUCCGACUCCGAACAUGCUCCUUCGGCCUCCAGCACCGCCCUUGCCGGCGCCGGAGACGACCUCUCCGCCGGUGUAACCCAAGAACGCGAAGGCGCACUGCCGUUUGUUCAGCUCUCCUCGGGUAUAGUCCUCCGGACCGAGGAGCAGAGCUUGCUCGGGGACCACGCGCCGGCGCCGGCGCCGGCCUCCGCCGCUUCGUCUUUCGCGUUGCUGGAUGAGCUCAACGGAGGCUGCAGAGAGGAUGACCACCUGGGAGAAACUCCGGCUUACCCAGCCGCCAUGAACGCGCUGUACGCGGCCUGCCUCGCCGGGAACGCGACGGAGCAGCUCUGGAACUUCACAUGGCCGGCCGCCGUCGCCGUGCUCCACCCGGCGAGCAUCCUCCCCGUCGCCGUCCUCGGCUUCUUCACCAAGCUCGUCGUGUUCGCCGCCGGCCCGUUGGUCGGCGAGCUCAUCAGCUCGCUCCCACGCAUCCCCGCCUACCGAUCUCUCGCCGCAAUUCAGACCGCGGCGCAUUUGGUGUCGGUGGCGACGAUCACCUACGCGUUCGCCGUCCACAGAGCGGCGGCGGCAUCGCUGCUCCUGCGGCCGUGGUUCGCCGUGCUGGUGGCGUCCACCGCCGUCGACAGGCUCGCCUGCGUCGCGCUCGGCAUCAUCGCGGAGCGGGACUUCGUCGUGCAGCUAGCAGGGGCAGGCAGGCCGGUGGCGCUCGCCAAGGCCAACGCGACGCUCAGCAGAGUCGAUCUCCUCUGCGAGACGGUAGGAGCAUCCAUCUUCGCGUUGCUGCUCUCCAAGAACAACCCACUCACCUGCAUCAAGCUAUCCUGCGUCAUCUCGCUCUGUGCCCUGCCUCUGCUGAUUUUCCUGUGUGGAGAGAUGAACCGGCUCGCUGACGGCAUCUUCGAUCACUCUGAAAAUACAACCUCACACGCUGAAAAAACUUCCAGUUUCAGCAUACGAAAAACCGUGGAAGAGGCUGUGGCUACCGUCAGGAAUGGCUGGAGCGAGUACAUGCGGCAGCCGGUGCUCCCGGCGAGCCUCGCCUACGUGUUCGUCUGCUUCAACGUCGCCCUCGCCCCCGGCGCGCUCAUGACCACCUUCCUCAUCCACCAGGGCGUGAGGCCGUCGGUGAUCGGCGCGUUCGGCGGCUCGUCGGGGGCGGUGGGGAUCCUCGCGACGUUCGCGACGGCGAGGCUCGUGAAGGAGCUCGGAAUUCUCAAGGCCGGAGCGGCCGGUCUGAUCGCCCAGAGCGCGCUCCUCGGCGCCGCGGUCGUCGUCUACCUCACCGGCGCCGUCUCACGGCGAGCCGGCGCGCUCUUCGCCUUCCUCGGAUUGAUCGUGGCGUCGAGGGCGGGGCACAUGGCGUACAGCGCGAUCGGGCUGCAGGUGGUGCAGACCGGGAACCCGGCGAGCAAGGCGAAGCUGAUCGGCGCCACGGAGAUCGCCGUCGCCAGCCUCGCCGAGCUCGCCAUGAUGGCCGUGGCGGUGGUCGCCAGCGACGCCUCGCACUUCGGCGCACUGGCCGCGCUCUCUGCCACUGCCGUCACCGCCGCCGCCGGAAUGUACUGCCGCUGGCUGGCCAAUCCCUCCGACGAGCUUAGACGGAUCUUCCCGUCCUGACGUGACGGCGCGGAUCAAGUGCAAAAAUUUGUACGAAAAUUUUGUCGUGAAAUAGUUUUCCGUUCUUUUUUUUGAGUAUUUUUUUUGUUCCUUUUCCGAGGCCGUUUGUUGUUCAAUGGAGCCUGAAAAUUAUAACGAAAUCGAAUUGAACGGCCA